CUGCAGAAGUGUGGAGGUCACCCUGGCUCAGCAGAAUUGUGGAAACUGCUCCGGGAAAAUUCUGAAGCCAAGGUCGCACAGAUGGAUGCACAAAUGUCCAAGGCGUUCAAAUCUGCAUUCAGCAUCUACACAAGAGACCUUCGGAUAAAACAGGAUGCACAUCAAAACCUCAACUGCUUAAGUGAUGAUUGGGAGGAGGAUUUUCGGAACCUGCACCAAGCCCAGUUUCAAAAAUGUGUUCAGCACUUGAGAAACAGCCUGGGCCUAAUGAGCCGAGCAUCUGAGACCAACCAGGAGAGAGCCGCUGCUGUCAUUGCCAAUAAUCCAAUUCCUGACCUCAAUGACCUGGAUGGAAAAGACUCCCCAAUGCGCUUCCUAAGCAAACCUCCAGCCAAGGCUCUCAACAUCUCCAAUUAUGAAGUGCAAGAUCUGACAUCCUUUGCUAGCCUACUGUCUCACACGUCCCGUCACCCACAAAGACCUCAUCACACGAAUCAACAGCUAAAAUACCCAGUGAGAAAACAAAUAAUCCUGCCUCCCCUGAAACAACGUAGGCAGCAAUCUGCUGAUAUUUCAAGAACCAGCAAGCAGGAAGAGCAGGGAACCUUGCGAGAAAAGGCUCUGAUAAUUAAGGCUUCAAAGAAGGAAUCAGCUUCCAAUUUGUUGAGAAAGGAGUUUAAGAAAGUUGUGAAACCAUCUUACCUACUGAGUUCCAAAGCGCCACCAAUUAAACCAAAGAAAUCCAAGGAAUGCAACGUGGAAGACACUGUCGUGAUUUCCAUCAGUGAGGGUUUGGAUGCGUGCCGUAGAUCAUCAUAAGUUGUAAUGUACACUUUGUCAAGGAAGGAAUAAAGGGAGCAUUUGCGACAUUG
Rhincodon typus (whale shark) is the source of this 872-nucleotide messenger RNA. RefSeq lists its product as uncharacterized. The transcript is spliced from 8 exons. Bases 82 to 819 code for a protein of 245 amino acids. Lineage: Eukaryota; Metazoa; Chordata; Chondrichthyes; Orectolobiformes; Rhincodontidae. The record is from RefSeq and is a predicted model, not a curated record.